Molecule: messenger RNA, 2964 nt
Organism: Lachancea mirantina
Lineage: Eukaryota; Fungi; Ascomycota; Saccharomycetes; Saccharomycetales; Saccharomycetaceae
Source: the annotation of a GenBank genome assembly
AUGCUUAGAUUCAGACGUUUCAGCUCCACUUUUAACCAGGCAAAAGUGCUACGAAAGUAUCCGGUUGGUGCAGUUUUUCACGGUUAUGAGAUCAAAAGGAUCCUUACCGUUCCAGAAUUCAAGCUCACAGCUGUGGAUUUGGCACACUUGCAAACAGGUUCGCAACAUAUCCACAUUGAUAGAGAUGACAAAAACAAUGUGUUCAGCGUGGUGUUCAAAACAAAUCCUCCCGAUGCGACUGGUGUACCGCACAUCCUGGAACACACAACGCUGUGUGGAUCCCAAAAAUAUCCAGUUAGAGAUCCUUUCUUCAAGAUGUUAAAUCGGUCACUGGCCACUUUCAUGAAUGCAAUGACAGGCCACGACUACACCUUUUAUCCCUUUGCAACUUGCAAUAAAGCAGAUUUCAAUAAUCUCAGAGAAGUAUAUCUCGACGCGACGUUUAAUCCGCUUUUAAAACAGGAAGAUUUCUGGCAAGAAGGCUGGAGAUUGGAAAACGCCGACAUUACUGACAAAGCCAGCGAUCUCGUUUUCAAAGGCGUGGUAUACAACGAAAUGAAGGGUCAAGUGUCGAACUCAGACUACUAUUUCUGGACCAAAUUUCAGGAAAGCAUUUAUCCGGCACUCAAUAAUUCUGGUGGCGACCCUCAAUUCAUUACAAAUUUGCAUUACGUGGACCUGGUUGAUUACCACAGUCGCAACUACCAUCCGUCCAAUGCCAAGACUUUUACGUACGGCAAUUUCCCGCUCGACGAAACACUCAAGAAGCUCAAUCAAGAGUUUCAGGCGUAUGGGAGGCGACCAAUUUCAACUCGCGAAUUGAAGCCUAUUGACUUGGGAGACAAAGUAACACGAGUGGAUCUACGAGGUCAGAUGGACCCCAAUUUGCCUGAAAACCGACAAAUUAAAACCUCAUUGACAUGGAUCUGCGGUAAUCCAAGGAAUACGUACGAAACGUUUUUGCUGAAGAUUUUGGGUAAUCUUUUGAUGGAUGGCCACUCGUCACCCCUGUACCAGCAACUGAUAGAAUCCGGUUUGGGCUACGAUUUCAGUGUUAAUUCGGGUGUGGAGUCCACCACAAACGCCAAUUUUUUCACAGUGGGCAUCCAGGGCUGCGAAAAGGACACUGACCUUGACGAGAUUGUAAAAUCAAUUUUCGUCACCAGUCUCUCGAAGCCCUUCGAGGAAAAGAAAAUCGAAGGUAUCUUGCAACAGCUAGAGCUUGCGAAAAAGGAUCAAAAAUCUGAUUUUGGAUUACAGCUCUUAUAUUCUAUUGUUCCUAACUGGGUCAAUAAAUGCGAUCCCUUUGACAGUUUGCUUUUCGACGAUAUCUUAAAUCAAUUCAGAUCUGAUUGGGCUGAAAGACGCGACGAAGUUUUCAGGGAUCUCAUUAGAAAUUAUCUUCUUAACAAAGGCCGUUUUAAGUUUACUGUGCUAGGUGACAAUGGAUUUUCAGAAUCGAUAAAAGAGGAGGAACUCCAAAGGCUAGCAACAAAAAAAGAAGCUUUAAAUCAGGCAGAUCGUGACCUUAUAUGGAAGAGGGGUAAAGAGCUUGAUAACAAGCAGCGUAUGUCGGAAGAUUUGAGUUGUUUGCCCAGCUUAAAAAUUUCUGACAUCCCGCGUAAAGGUGAUGGAUUUUCUGUUACUCAGACUGAUAACAUUUUGAAACGGCUAUCAAAUACAAACGGUAUAACGUAUGUGCGCGGGAAAAGACCUCUAAACACCGUCAUUCCACAAGACCUUUAUCCAUACUUAGCUCUGUUUGCCGACUCCUUGACCAGCCUUGGUACCACCCAUGAGGAAUUCAGCGACAUCGAAGACGAAAUUAGGUUACAUACAGGAGGAAUUUCGGCCAAUGUCUCUGUCGUAUCUGAUCCUGAGACAUGUGAACCCUCUCUGCAACUCGACGUUGGAGGAUGGUCCUUAAAUCACAAGACAGAACACGUUUUCGACUUGUGGAACAAGAUUUUGGUUCAAACAGAUUUUAAUAAGCACAAAGAAAAACUCAAGGUACUCAUCAGGUCAUUGGCAGCUUCCAAUACCGCAUCUGUCGCUGAAAGCGGACACUCUUAUGCGCGGAAUUACGCCGGCGCGCAUUUGAGGGCCUCCAAAUCCGUUUACGAAAGUAUGGGAGGACUUGAGCAAAUUCAGUUAAUAACCCAAAUUGCGUCUCUUAUUGAUGAUGACAAGCUCUUUCAAACUGCAGUGAUCGACAAAUUAGCGGCUUUGCAAAAGUGCAUCGUUGGAUCAAAUGGAUUCCAAUUCUUCAUUACAGCGGACUCGAGUAAUCAACUUGACGUGGUUCAAGGUCAAAUUCAAAAGUUCUUGGGGAACUUGCCCCUUGUUAAUGACUUUCAGUCGUUCAACGUUAAAGAGUAUCCUCUCGUUAUAUCGCAAACUCCAUCGACUCUGAUCCAGUUCCCCUUUCAGGUUUACUACGCGGCACAAUCUUUCGUUGGAGUGCCCUAUACACAUAAGGAUGGCGCAGCUUUGCAAGUACUCGCAAGCGUCUUGACUUUCAAGCGCUUACACCGCGAAAUAAGAGAAAAGGGUGGUGCUUACGGGGGCGGCGCCACUUAUUCUGCAUUAGAUGGCCUCUUCUCGUUCCAUUCCUACAGAGAUCCGCAUCCUUUGAAUUCAUUGGAAGUUUUCUCACAAACCGGAGAUUUCGUCGCUAACUCUGCCAAGUGGACUGAAAGCGACCUGGACGAGGCAAAACUCACCAUUUUCCAGCAGGUGGACGCCCCAAUCAGCUGUAAAAGCGAAGGAUCUCUUCUAUUCCACUACGGUGUCUCAGACACGCUACGUCAACGUAGAAGGGAACAGCUUCUAGAUGUGCAGCUCGACGACGUCUAUCGCGUCGCUGACAAAUAUCUUCUUGGCAGGCCUGCCAUUUCUGCUGUCAUUGGACCCUUGAUAAAGGAGCCAGCUCUGGGAUCAAACUGGUCAAUCAAGAACUUGUAG